Postia placenta MAD-698-R-SB12 is the source of this 942-nucleotide messenger RNA. RefSeq lists its product as hypothetical. The coding region runs from base 1 to 942 and encodes 313 amino acids. The transcript has 3 exons. NCBI's taxonomy places the organism in Eukaryota, Fungi, Basidiomycota, Agaricomycetes, Polyporales, Adustoporiaceae. The record is from RefSeq and is a predicted model, not a curated record. Gene Ontology annotation, molecular function: hydrolase activity.
AUGUCCGCUUCCAAGAAAUUCAAGACGAAGGACAUUGUCGAUCCGGGAUAUCCUCUACUUGAGGCCAACCGCGCGCUUAUAGAGUCAAUCCAGCGCUCUACGCAUGUCUAUGGCCACACAGAUCGUCAUGUGCUCGACGUCUACCACCCACCGACGACCCAAUCGCGCGAUACCAUGCGAAAGCCGCAUAUACUGGUGUUCUUCUACGGGGGAAGCUUCGUCCGAGGAGCGCGCAUCGGCACCGCUCCCCCACAGGAUCUCGUCCAUGCCAAUCUCGGAGCGUUCUUCGCCUCUAGAGGUAUCCUGGCGGUUGUGGCAGACUACAGGCUGAUUCCCGGGAUCACCUUCCCCCAAGGGUCAGAAGACGUGCGGGAUGUGCUGUUGUGGGUUGUCCAGAACCUGCCAGGCGAGGGAGACACGCAGAAUAUCUUCGUUCUUGCUCACUCUGCCGGUGGUGUGCACGUCGCCUCGCUGCUUUUGAGCCCCACGUUGUUUGUCUCUCCCCUCGCUGCAGCAUUGAAGGGUGUGACCUUGCUGGGCGUGCCCUUCGACAUUGGCAACGGGAAGCAAGGUGAGAUGUGGGAGGCUGCGGUAAAGUAUUACGGCAGCGCGCAGAAGAUCAGGGACAAUCAGCCCAUCGGGCUACUGGGGCGGUCAGACACACGAUUCAUCUCGCAGCUACCACCGGUCUGCCUCGCAGUGGCGGGGAGUGAGCCGCGCAGGAUUGUCAGGGCAAGUGGGUCAUUUGCAUCGAUACUGAGGAGGAAAGGUGGAUGCGUAGACGAGGUUGUGCUGGACGGGCAUGAUCAUAUGAGUCCAAUUGUUGCUCUGAGUUCUGGGUACGGCGAGGAGUGGGGUGAUGAGAUGGCGCAGUGGAUAUGCAGUCAUUGCAUCUACGAUUCAGAGUCGUCAUCCGCUGCAAGUAAUCCAGGAUCAGGAUAA